Messenger RNA from Prorocentrum cordatum, 1123 nucleotides. The record is from the annotation of a GenBank genome assembly. Lineage: Eukaryota; Dinophyceae; Prorocentrales; Prorocentraceae.
GAUCCCCCCGCGGUGCGGGAGGCCCCCGUGGGCGACGCGCGGCGCUACUUUGGCGGAUGGGACUCGUGGAGUGACUGGGGCACUCACGGACUCCCUUGGCGUGAGUGGGGAAGUUCAUGGUCCGAGGAGCAGCGGCGCUGGGGCCCCCUCAGGCUGGAGCCGGACGCGGCGCCCGCCCAGCACGGGUGGGCGACGGAGGCCAGGGCCGACCCGGACAAGAAGUACGUCCCCGAGUGCGACGGCAAGUCGGUGCCGCUCCGUGCCUGCGAGCGCCGGGUGAAGAUUUUUGAGCUGAACACUUCGAUCCCGCCUCAGCGGCGGGGCGGUCGGCUGCUCUCCAGGCUCAAGGGGGGCGCUGCGGCGAAGGCGGGGAACUUCGACCCCGAGGCGCUCGCCGUGCCCGACAGCGCGCAGGUGAUCCUGUGCUACCUGCACAGCAAGUGCGACCUGCAGGAGACGCUGAAGGUUGGCACGCUGGUUGGCGAGCUCGUGGAGAAGCUCGCCCGCAACGUUAGCGAGGAGGCGCUGGCCUUCGAGCCGCGCUGCGAGACGAAGAUCCGCGAGCUCGAGAAGGCCAUGGGCGACCCUCUGAACAAACACCUGCAGGCACGCCACUUCCUCAUGAAGCUGCGAGUGGACGGCGAAAAGGAGAGCCAUAUCAUCGCAGACGCUGGCACCGAACUGGUCUACACGAAGCUGUGGGGCUCCGCCAAGUUGCGCCUGCCCCGCGCAUCGACGCCGCGGGGGAUGUUAACCCUGCCGCCAAGCGCGGGCGGCGGAGGCGGAGCCCACCGAGAGUGCCUGAACUGGAACCGUCGAAGGCCAGGAAGGGCCGCGGGCCGAGGCGGGGGGCGCGCCGUACACGCGGCGCGCGGGGGCCAGAAGGGCGACCCUGAUGGCGCCGCGGAGGACGACGGCGAGGGGCCCGAAGAUGCGGAGUACGACGAGGAGAUGGAGUCUGAGGACGAUCAGGGGGAAGAAGCGGCUGAUCACGAAGGGGUUCCUGAGGAGUUACGGGCCAUCCUGACGGAUAGCACCGCGAUGAUGACCCUGGCAAAGAAGGGCCGCGCCGAGGCGGAGAAGGCGCGCAACUUCUACCGCGGCGGCGCAAAUGGAGGUAGCG